UCGCAAGUAACAUGCUUUUCGUCUAAGAUGGUGCUAAGGAUUUCGUUCACAACAAUUAUAACUUGUGUAUGUGUGAUCGAAGUUUUAUAGGAACAGAAACGGUUAUGGGGAGUGUGGUGAAAUUCAACAUUUUUGUAGUAUCAGUACUUGCUUGUCUCAGUAAAGCAGCGGCGCAAUGGGGUGGACCCGGUGGACGAGGCACGGGGCCGUACUGGCGGGGUGCAACCACUGGUGUUGGUCCCAGGCCACCGCCGAGACGAACGGAUCUGUGUUGCAAGCAAAGCGUCAGCUACGGAGGCAGUUCAGUUCCGGUGCCAUUGGCCAAGAACUGUAAAGACAUCUUAGAUUUCGGUGGAGGUCGAGACGGUGUAUAUACCAUCUAUGUAUCUGACCUGGAGAGCUGUAGCAAGAGAGAGGUUUACUGUGAUCAACAGAGGGACGGCGGAGGAUGGACGGUAAUCCAACGGCGUUUCAACGGCAACCUCAACUUCUACCGCGGUUGGCAGGAGUACGCGAAAGGCUUCGGGUUUCUGGACGGGGAGUUCUGGCUGGGGUUGGAAUGGAUACACCUCCUCACACACCAGGGACCAACCGAGGUUCGAAUCGACCUACAGGACUUUCAAUACGAAGAGGCACACACGGUUUACCGCUUUAUAUCAGUGUCCGACGCGGCUAAAAAUUACACGCUGACCGUACGGCGUUACGACACGUCGUCAACCGCAGGCGACGCUCUCAGUCCUCACAACGGCGCCCAGUUCUCGACCUUCGACGCCGACAACGACCGAUGGAGCGGUAACUGCGCGUCCGAGUACUCCGGUGCCUGGUGGUACACGAGCUGCCACACCGCUAACCUCAACGGUGUCUACCUGGGAGGACCGACGAGCGACUAUGCCAAGGGCGUGGUCUGGAACUCCUGGAAGGGGUAUAGCUACUCCCUCAAGUUUGUCGAGAUCAAGAUAAGACCGCUGCCACCUCCGUUUUGAUGUUGUAAUAGAAAUCAGUGAGAUGGACGCUUUAGG
Messenger RNA from Strongylocentrotus purpuratus (purple sea urchin), 1019 nucleotides. RefSeq names its product microfibril-associated glycoprotein 4-like. Lineage: Eukaryota; Metazoa; Echinodermata; Echinoidea; Camarodonta; Strongylocentrotidae. The record is from RefSeq and is a predicted model, not a curated record. The transcript has 4 exons. Bases 69 to 983 code for a protein of 304 amino acids.